Molecule: messenger RNA, 13469 nt
Organism: Cuculus canorus (common cuckoo)
Lineage: Eukaryota; Metazoa; Chordata; Aves; Cuculiformes; Cuculidae
Gene: GLRB
Product: glycine receptor beta
Exons: 10
Coding region: 135-1628 (497 amino acids)
Biological process (GO): chemical synaptic transmission; regulation of membrane potential; nervous system process
Cellular component (GO): postsynaptic membrane; neuron projection; synapse
Molecular function (GO): neurotransmitter receptor activity; extracellularly glycine-gated chloride channel activity; transmembrane signaling receptor activity
Source: RefSeq, a predicted model, not a curated record
CGCUCUCCCAGUGCCCAUGUGCGGGCGGGCGGCCACGCUCCCUGGGAGGCGCCGCGGCGCGGUACCGCACAUGCUCACUGGCCGCGGAGGGCACCGUCGGAGACUGAAGUUUUCUCUGAAGCUUAACCUUCAAGAUGAAGUUCUUACUAGCGAUUUUCUUUUUUGUCUCAUUCUCCUUAUGGGUUGAAGAAGUCUAUUCCAAAGAGAAGUCUUCAAAGAAAGGAAAAGGAAAAAAGAAGCAAUACCUGUGUCCAUCCCAGCAAUCAGCUGAAGACCUUGCAAGAGUACCUGUCAAUUCCACCAGCAAUAUCUUGAAUAGGCUAUUGCUCAGUUAUGAUCCGAGGAUAAGGCCUAAUUUCAAAGGAAUUCCAGUUGAUGUUGCAGUCAACAUCUUCAUUAACAGCUUUGGGUCAAUUCAAGAGACAACUAUGGAUUAUAGAGUCAACAUCUUUUUAAGACAGAAGUGGAAUGACCCCAGACUCAAACUACCCAAUGACUGGAGAGGUUCAGACACGCUGACAGUGGACCCAACAAUGUUUAAAUGUCUUUGGAAGCCAGACUUAUUCUUUGCAAAUGAAAAAAAUGCUAACUUCCAUGAUGUCACACAAGAAAAUAUCCUUCUUUUUAUAUUUCGAGAUGGAGAUGUCCUAGUCAGCAUGAGAUUGUCUAUUACUCUGUCAUGCCCUUUGGACUUGACCUUGUUUCCUAUGGAUACACAGCGCUGCAAGAUGCAAUUGGAAAGUUUUGGUUACACAACUGAUGACUUACGGUUUAUCUGGCAGUCUGGAGAUCCUGUACAGCUAGAAAAAAUUGCUCUGCCUCAGUUUGAUAUUAAAAAAGAAGAUAUUGAAUAUGGUAACUGUACCAAGUAUUAUAAAGGCACAGGUUAUUACACUUGUGUAGAAGUAAUCUUCACUUUAAGAAGACAAGUUGGAUUUUACAUGAUGGGUGUUUAUGCUCCUACACUGCUAAUUGUUGUUCUAUCCUGGCUGUCAUUUUGGAUCAAUCCUGAUGCAAGUGCGGCAAGAGUCCCACUGGGUAUUUUCUCAGUGCUCAGCUUGGCAUCUGAAUGUACCACUCUCGCUGCUGAACUUCCCAAAGUGUCUUAUGUGAAGGCCUUAGAUGUCUGGCUGAUUGUUUGCCUUCUCUUUGGGUUUGCAUCCCUGGUGGAGUAUGCAGUGGUCCAGGUAAUGCUAAACAAUCCAAAGAGAAUUGAAGCCGAAAAAGCAAAGAUUGCCAAGGCAGAACAAGCGGAAGGGAAGGGUGGAAAUGCUGCCAAGAAGAACACUGUGAAUGGCACAGGGACUCCUGUCCAUAUCAGCACUUUACAGGUUGGUGAGACCAGAUGCAAAAAAGUUUGCACUUCGAAAUCUGAUCUGAGAUCCAAUGAUUUCAGCAUCGUUGGAAGCUUGCCAAGGGAUUUUGAAUUAUCGAAUUAUGACUGUUACGGGAAGCCCAUUGAAGUCAACAAUGGGCUCGGGAAAUCUCAAGCCAAGAACAACAAGAAGCCUCCUCCUCCCAAGCCUGUCAUUCCAUCAGCUGCAAAGAGAAUUGAUCUUUAUGCAAGAGCACUGUUCCCUUUUUGCUUCUUGUUCUUCAACGUCAUAUACUGGUCCAUAUAUUUAUGAUAAAUCUUUUUUUUUCCUAUAUAUGUAAAAUAUAGCCCAUUUCAUUGCCCCUUCCCAGUCAUGAAGGCCACUGUGUGAAUUAUUUGCAUUUGCAAAGCAAUAUGAUGCAUUUUGAUGCCAUGCGAUUGUACUGAACAUAUGGCAUCUGAAAUCUGAAUGAAGCAUGACACUGCAAUGUCUGUGCUCCAGCCAACUUUGUAUAUAAAUGUACAGCAUACAUCCUGCUUUAGGAAUAUAUAUGAAGGACAGUGCUUACCACAUUAUAAAGCUGAAUAACACUCUUCAGUUAUUAGUAACAUGCAGAGAUUCAAAGUGUUUCUGACAAUGAAACUGAUGUGCACGUUGAGUAUUAUUAAAAUCAGUAUUCUAGUAUAUGUAGUAUUUAACAGCUUUUGUGCUGACUUCCAGAGGGGGAAAAAAAAAAUCUUGUUCUUGUAUAAUUUUAGAUGGCACUGUGGAAGAAAAAAAUAAACUGUAGUUCAUAUUAUUCAGACUUUGUAAGUGAAGGCAGCAUUGAAUAAGCUGAUCUUGUCAUUGUGGAAAAAUAAAGAUCAGAGAAUUACUAACUUUGUAAAAUCAGCUCAUUUAGGAAAAAAACCCCAACAAUUCUAUCCAUCAAGCAGGCACACUUACAUGUGUGAGAGUAUGCUGACAAGAAAAUAUUCGGUCAAAUUUUGACUGCUGUUUCCUCAGCCACAAGGUAGAUACAGUAUGUCAAAAAAAACCAAGACACUUUCUAAACUAAAGGCAUCAGGAGUUUCGGAGAAAUAUCACAAGAUGCAGUAUCGGGUUAUUUUGUGCUUUUUUUUCUAUUACUUUGUCCUCAGGCUCAUCUUCUGUAGUAUGUAGCAAGCCUGCAAUAUAUGUCACAUUUUUUUUGUUGUUGCAUCGGAUACAUCUUACUCAAUUUGCUUUGUUUAUCCCCUUGAAAGCUUUCAGUUUAAACAAACCAGUUGUCAAGAAUAAAUUGCAUUUUUACUAGUAGUUAUUUUGUUUGCCUAUUGUAGAAGUGAGGAAGUGUCUAAAGGUUUAAAGGGUUGAGAUUUUAAAAUAUAUAAUGAGCCCUUGUGCCUAUGUUUUAAUUAAUGGAUGCCCUUACCAACGCAUUGAUUUGGCAGCUACAUUUUUGGAAACAGAGUAUUAUGCUUGAAUCUACUGUGACAAAAGAUUGCUCUCCAUUUCCCAGAGGAAACCCCAUGACACGGAGACUACAGAAAUAUAAUCUCUCCCCACAGUGUGUAGGGCAGGACCUGCGGUCUCCCUUGGGUGCCAGGGGAAAGCUCUUCAUAAGGGCAAGUCAUGAAGUGAAAUGCAGCCGAAUGGAAUCUCCUUGUACAUACGGCAUCUGAAUAGCAUGUAUUCCCUGGGAAUGCACAGAGACUAUGCCUCGGCCCCUGUGAGUGUGCCGUAAAGAAGCGCGUCUUCACUUGUAAAGCUGGGGCACCACAGUUAGUUAAACUAUGAAAAUAAGAUAGUUCUUACUAAGCUGGCAAUUCAUGAAAGGAGGUAUGGAUUAUAGGUAAGGAAGGGACUGAACUAAAGGCCUGAAAGCUUUCAUAGAAACAGACACAAUCCCCCUUUUUGUGGUGCAUUUCUAGCUCAGGAUGUCUUGAGCCAAUGCAGGCUACAAGUGGACUGUCGAAUCACUUGGGUAUUUCCCACCAUGUGAAUGUUGUCCACAUAUGGCCAGCCUGGACAACCAUAAGGUCAAAAGUGGGAAUAUAAAAAAAAGUAAAGUACAUCCCACCAGCUUCACUGGGCAUCUGGCUGAUCUGCACACACACAAGUUUUUUUUCUAACUGCUGCCAUUUUAUGAUCAACGUCCUGAUUGUUAAAAUUCAUGUUUGGGUUCAAGAGAUCUGCUCUUCAGAACAUGGUCAUGUGCUUUCUACCAGCUUCCUGGCCACUUUCUAGUGGAGAUUUCAGAGAGCCUCUUUACUACAGUUUGUCCUUUGCAUUUCUUUCUUGUCAGACGAAACAGAAAGGAAACCCCAAAUGUUACUGAUCCGUGUAGGUGGAAUCUUUAAGGUCUUUAAUAUUACUGUCUGUUGAAGGUGUGUACAGGAUUGUCAGAGACUGAGAAGCAAUAAGGAUAGUCAAAGAAAGGAAGAAAGGGAGGGGUAAUUUUUAUACACAAAAUCAGAGUGCUAUAUUUAUGGACAUUAUUUAUUCUCAUACUUGUAUUUUUUCUUACCGUACUGGAAGGCAAGAAAAUAAUUACGCUGUGUUUGAAAUUAUAUGACUUUUGGAAGAUAAUUUUCUUGUUAGAACUCUUAUUAAAUGAUUUCUAUGUAAUUAAUGUCCACAUUCUAUCUGUAUAAUCUCAAUUAUAGAUUUUAUUGUUAAAUUAAUCUUUGUUCCUUCUUGCUUUCCUGCUUACUUGAUGGGUUUUGUGUUUUAUCAUAAAGCAUUUAAUCAAUAACACAAUGUAAUUGCUUUCCAACUCACACAAAAAGAAGCAAAAGGAAUCUGUAUUUUUAAGAUAAAGGCUUUCAUUCAUUACAGCACAAAAACUAAGGACAGAAGCAAAGUUUAACAGCAAUAUUGAAACAAAAUCCGAAAUAAAACAGUAUCAGCUAUAAAAUAUUAAUUUUCUUUUUACUUAUACUAGAUAAUAUUGCAGUAUUUGUAUUACCUCUGAAUAUAGUAGCUUGUCCUACUGAGCAGUAAUAACUGAUUUAUUUUCUUUUUCUUCUUUCCAUUAAAGGUCAUUGAGUUUUGCAUGCCAUAUCACAUUGUGGUCCUCCAGCACCCUCUAGUUGUAAAAUUCUGCCUGUUGACUUAUUUCUAGAACAAGGAGCAAAUAUGAAACUGUAUAGGCUAUAUAGGAUGUUAUUUGAUAGGACAACGUGAGGGGGAAAAAAUUAAUAAAGUAAAAGUAAAUUUAAGUAAAAUUAAUGGACCACUAUAAAAACUUGCCAUGCAGUACGAAUAUAAAACUGUAGAAAGUGAGACAUUCAAAUAGUAGCAAAAGUGAGGCUCAUGAAGUACACCUUAGUUACUAGAUUAACUAGUCAUGCUGUCUGAACAAACUGCAUGAAUGCAAAAUCUCUUUGUGAGGGAGAGACCAUCUGUGUUUCAGUUGACAUUUACUUUAAGUUCUCUUGUUUACUGACAGGAGAGUCACAAUUUUUUGUACUAUCCUUUACAUAAGCCCCAGUAUAUUCUUGGCUCUUAAGCAUCGAGGGGUAAUAUCCAAGUAGUUAAUUCCUUUCAUACUUAGUGUUAUGGCUGCUUAGAUAUCUUUCUAUUUCAGGAUUUUCGAACACAAUCAAACACUGCAUCAAGAAUUUCCCUGGAGAUGAAUUAAUUAAUUUCUACCUGCAUCCACAAAUUUGACCUAUAUGAUAAAAGAGGAUGUGACUUGAAAAGUACAUCAGCUGCUAUGCAUUAAUUCCCUGUUUGGAUGUAUGAAAUGUACGUGGAGUAACCCAUACCUCAAUUUUUUGUACUGAUUUGACUCAUGUUUGACAUCUAGUUUUAGGAGCAGCUCUGUAAUGUUUCUUGGCACCUUCUCUUCUUUUCAGUCUCGCAUCAAUUCUAGCUGAGAUAUGGUGUAUGUGAACAGUCUGUAUUUUGAAUGAGGAAGGGAGUUUAUUUCUGUAAGUGCGGCAUACAGAAGACUGACCUUUCACUUGGAAACAUUGCCAAGCAGCUUUCAUUCGUGAAAGUCUUCAAAUAAAUUUGGACUUGGUAACAGGAAAUGGGUGGUUAAAGGGAGAGUAUCCUCAGUGCCCUACACUUCUCCUACAGAGAAAGGAGUAACACUGGCUUCGAUGAGCAGAGAAUGACCCAGAGAGGCUGAUCUGGCUGUACAAUCAUUUUGUAUGAAAUACACUUAGAAAUAACCUUUAUUUGAAAAUAUUUCACUUUGAAGAGUGACAGUAAUUUACUUAGCAGGUUUGUCAUAGCUGUUAAGGCAAUCUAUUAAGAGACAUUCUUACACAGCUGAACCUGUUGGUCUCUUCUUCAAUUAAAGCAGCUUUCUGUUAUGGUUAUUGGAUGACUUGUGCUGAGGAUAUUUAUAGAAUAGGUAACAAUAAAUUAUUUAUUUCCAAGGCAGUGCAACCUGAAUAUAUGCAAUGUCAAGUGAUUUUUCAGGCUAUAGAGAUAGCUUAAUGCUGAAAUGAGUACAAAAGCGAUGUGUAACAGAUAAGGGAAUUAUAGGACACUGUUACUUGGUGCUUUAGUAUACUAAUUCUGGGAUUAAGGAAGAUAAUGUGAGAAGAAAAAAAAUUCAGAUGCAUAAAGAUGGAAUAAUAGUUCUAUUUAUGUCUACAAUUCAAUUGAAUUGUGUCUAACGAUUUAUAUAAUAAAUUUAAUAAUUUAAUUAAAACAUAUGCUAUAAAAUUUACCUUAUUUUUAUAUAAAGAAUUGCUAAAAAAGAGAGAAAACUUAAGGUCAUCUGUGGUGCCAGAAAGCUAACAGAAACUAGCUCUUUUCAUAGGGAGCUCCACACUUGAAUAACCAAUGUAACAUACAAAGAACAAAGUGCAGUUUCAAAGAUACAAAAUUCUCAUUGUAGUGGUUUUGUCUAUUGUAUCAAAUAAACUACAAACCACCUGGGUUGCUUGCAGCAUUCACUGGCAUUUUGAGUUAAUUAGGGAAGUCGUCCGCCCAUCUACCUCACAGCACCUGUCCUCAUUCCAUCAGUGGAAACAGUGUCAGCAGACAUCUUUUAAGAACUAUUUUGAAAUCUUUCUGAAAGCCCUCACUGCUAUGAGUAGGUACACACUGCAGUCACUAAAAUGUCUGCAGCUAAUGCAGGUUUAUCCAAAUUAGCUUUGAACUAGCUGACUUGGGGAUGGCUGGCAAUGUAGCCAUGGCAACAGUGAGCUCCGGCUGGGAAGCCUACCUGCUGGCGUAGGGAAUGAAAGAAUAUACUUUGGUGUUAACCCCCACAAAGCUUUAUACUGCCUUGGCUAUUGCGCUCGAACAGUUUAAAGUUAGCUCAUGUGGGUGUUAUCGGCCUGUGUCUGUGAAAUGUAGAUGUAUGCUGUAUGACACACUGUGUGCUAGAACUGGAUUAUUUUUUCCUACUGGUGAUGUGAAAGAUUCACUGUAAAAUAUUUUCUCUAUUGCUUACAGAAAAUAAGAAUUUUUGCCACGUUUAAUUCCCUGUAUUGAAAAAGUGUCCACUGGUGGUGUCAAAAAUGAAACUCAUUUUCCUGAACCAAUGCAUGUAUAAAAGAACGAGCUGGAUUCACCCACCUGAGCGUGAAUGAGAUUGCCUACUGAGUCUAAGUCAUAAGACAAUCUCUUUUAAGCAUUAAAAGAGCCAUUGUGUUUGAAAACCCUAACUCUAAUAGUCAAUAUCGGUUUGUAAAUUUUUAAAAGAAUAAUGAGAGUAAAGAGGCAGUGAGACUAAUGAGACUAAGACGAUACAAGUGUCUUUUUGGCCUCUAGAUAUCCCGUGGAGGUCAACUCUGCGUUUGGGGGGCACUGAUUGAUUUUCUCAAUCAGCAUGGUGUUUCUCAAAAAGCCAACGCCUAUCAGGAUGCUGGAGAACAGCAUCAACUCUCUCUGGAUGGAAAAUAUUUAAAGGACCUUGAAGCUUGUUAUUCAAAUCACCUUUGGAGUAUCGAGGUAAAUCUGAAGUCUGCCUGGCUCCAUUAAUUAACAUGCAGAGACAGCAGGAUAUAAAACACAGGUCUUUUAGUACAAGAAAAUAAACGAUCUUUCCCCUUACUGCUUGAAAUCACAGUUCACAGUGAUCUAAAGCAACCAGUAAGACAAUGUGGGUUACUGAGAGCUUCUCUGUCAAAACACAAUUGCCUAAGCCCCAUGGUGUGUUUUGAAAGGAAGAAGUAUAGGGACUGUGGGGUAGAAAGGAUAAAGUUUUGGAUAACUGUUCUCCAUCUGAUGAGUUCUUCAGGCUGUGGCAGUGGAUAGUGUGGGUUUUUUCAGAUAUCUGUUUAAGUCUGUUUCUUUCCAUGAGCAUCCACAAUCUGAAGAAUUUUUCACUUGAGGAAGUAGACUCAAGAGGUUUUUUGGGCCCUCCUGAGUAUAACAGGUGAAGUUGCUGUGCCACUGCCCCUGCAAAACCCUUUCAACUCAGAGGAAUCCUUCUCUAGUGCCAUAAAUUGCAAGAAAAAUCCCUGUUGAAACCGUAGCUGCUGCUGAGAACAAAAGCUGUGUGUAGGCAGCCCUUGCAUUUCCGCCUUCUUUCACUGUAGCAUACAUCGUGAUAAUCAAUAGUGCUGUUUAGCUUUUCUGUUCUGCAAGGCACUUCUUUUAUCAAGACUGAGUUAUAUUCUCAGCAAUACACUUCAGCUAUCCUACCUUUCAUCUCUGUAGAGUCAGAGCAAAGAUCGUGCAUGUGACUGAUGGAGUUCAUGAAGACAAACUAGUGCUGAUGUUCAAGAACAGAUUAUGGUAAUAAAUGAAAAGACCUGGACCCUCUUGUUUCUCAAAUGUUAACAUCAUCCGUACUAUCUGAUUUCAGUUAUGCCCCUAUAAUUCAAAAUAUCGUGUUAUUUGGAUAGCACCUCACUACGUGGAUCAUAUUUUUGAGUUAAGCUUAUUGAAUCAUGAAUUUCUUGUCAAAAACAGAAUACAAAAAAAAUAGUUAAUGUGACUUUUUAAAAAAAUGUUAAUUUUCUCUUUUAAUCUUAAAACUUGAAUUUGACCCCGGGGCUAGAGAAACAUAUUUCUUAGUGUUUAAUAAGCCUUACAUUGUCAUAACAGAUUUAUCAGUGUCUCAGGCGGGCUCAGUCUUUCAGAUUAAUUUGUUUGUUUCUUUGACUCUCAAAAUCCAGCUCAUUGGAAAACGUUCAUUUGAACGCUAGUUAUUUCAAAGCCAUAAUGCUGACAGGAAUUAACUGUAAAGACUAAUAGUUUUGACCAACCCAACCCAAUCCAGCACCAGUUUCUGCUUUUGACAAAGCCUAUCUUGAUACCUGCUCCCUCUUCUGACAAAUCUUGUUUAGCCUCAGCCUCCUGAAGAGUGUAAAAACUUCGCAGGCUUUUUAAGAUAUCUGUCUGAUUGUGUUGGCUUCCAAGGCAGCUCUGCUUCCAUUUCUCUCUUGGAUGUGCUUCGGGAUCAGAAACAUUCUUUUUUUCAAGCAAAUAAAAUGAUGUGCAGCAUCCACCGUGAGCUAUAAUCUAUCUGUGGAACUAAACUUUAGUCUUUAUCUAUUAAUUCUACAUAUUUUCUAGUUGAUUGUUUCCACGAGGCAAAAAGUUCCGAAGUAAAUAAAUUUCUUAACUGAAGAAACAAAUAUUCAUAGCAGCAUGAGAGGAUCACUUGGCCCUGUUUGUUUUCCCUGGACUUAGAGCUCUUCCUUUGCUGUGGUCUUAAGCCAAGAAGGCUUUGGAGGAUCUACUGCUGCUUAAGUCAUUAUGACUGCCUGACAGAAGCAUGGACAAAGACAAGACGCCCUGUGUAGGACCUGCCCCACACAGUUGUGUUCAAUGCGAACCAGACAAAGGAAAACACAGCAAGGUUCCCUGAACUCUGUGCCUUUGCAAUAACAUAUUCAUCACAUUCUCCACUUGAUGAAUUUUCUUGCAACGGCGCCAUAGUAAAAUUUGCAGACACUGUGGUUUCAUGGGAGGACUUUACACCACUACUGUAGAAUACAGAAUAUUAUGAAUUUCACCAUGGGAGACUUUAAAGAGAAAAUGUGUAUCCAAGUUGACAGGAUUUAAUAUUAUCUGUUACGCAUAAGCAUGACUUUAUUACUUUAUUUAUCAUAUGCUUCCAUAUUGUUCCCAUUUCAGGAACAGCAUCUUAAAAUGGGAAUUUUUCUAAGUAUAUGAAUUAUUAAAACAUACCAUGUUUUAUCCUAUUUUUUUCCCCAGGGAUGUAAGAAAGAGAUAAUGUCUUCUACAUUACAGUGCUGUUGCAGCAAGUUUACCAGUUUCUCUGAAGAAAGUCUUGAUGAAAUUAAAUAGGUGGAAAAAAAUUUCAUGGAGUGUGCAAAUGAAACAGCCAGGAAUAAAUCCAUUUAUGCAAGACUCAUGCUGAGAGUCUGAUGAGCUUUGACAAUUGGAAUAAAUUAUUUUGGCUGAAAGGAGAUUCCAGCCUUGAAAGACAAGACAACAUUGAAUCUUUCAACAGUUUGCAUUUCUGAGCUGAAAAGAAAAAUACAGCUUUAUAGAAUAAGACCAGAUAACAUUGUCCAUACUGACCUCAUAGCUGCCCCUGACCAGCAUGCUCUCCUGUAAUACAGUCUUUCUACCAGUUCAUGCUGCAAGAAUUCAAUCGAUGAAAUUAUUUCUUCUCUGACCAAGCAGAAAAACGACUGCUAUUAGCUGACUGGCACACGGUGCAUGGCUGAAGGCAUGGUUCCAUAUACAGUGUAGGUUUUAGCCUCAUACAUAAGUGACAGUCUGUAGCUGAGCACAAUAUCCAAUAGCUAAAGAGAGACAGGUGUCCCUUCUCCAGAUCUCCAGUGCAAGUUUAGGAGACCGUUCCCACUGCAUUGAAAGACAGAUGAUAACAAGGCUGCUUUCCAUUGUGCUAAUGGCAUGUUGUUUAGAUUGGAUAUAGUUGGGAUGAAAAAUAAUCUGUUGCUAUAUGUUGUACAGUGCUUCAAGGCAUUACUGUAAUGUGCACAAAUAAUAACAAAAAUUAUUUCAGUCAUUGUUCAUAAUAGAUUCAGUGCUACACAGUAUUGAUAUCUGUAUUGGCCUUCCCCUGUUCUUAACAUUUCUGGAAAUAAUCUGGCUCUGAUAUCAAGUGCUUGAUAGUCCCUACAGUUACAUUGGCUUUACACUGUAGCUCUUUCUGAUUUAGUCUCAGAGGAGGAUCAAACCCACAGCACGUACACAUUCUUCCCAUUAAUAUAAUAUCACUCUUUUUUGAUCUCUAAAAAUGAUCUUUAAAAUAACCUCACAAUUCCUCCCUCAGUUAUAAUAUCACUCUUUUCUGAUCUCUAAAAAUGAUCUUUAAAAUAACCUCAUAAUUCCUCCCUCAGUUAUAGAUUCUGCAGAAGAAUCUGAGAAAUAACAAAGGAAAAAGUUGUACCUUUUGAAGCGGCACGUUUAUUUUUAUUUAUAAUUUAAUGUACAUAUGCAUAAAUAUCCAUAUUUAAUGUAAUGGCAUUAUUAGAAAUAAGCAUUUAUGAAAAAAACAGCUUGUCAGGACUUAACAACUUGACAGUAUUUUCCCCUUCCAUUAGUAUUAUUUUGUUUUGCAAGUAUAUUCAAAGUACAUCAAUAUCACAACAUGUAUUUUUUCAGUUCCUUGUAAAUUAAAUCAUCCCCUGCAAUGGUGCUGAGAGAGCUAUGUGGGCCACAGGAUAUUAAAUUCCACACUGCAGUAGCUCCUUCAAUCGCGAGCUUAGAACAAGUUUUAUCACAUACAGUGUGAUCAAUAAGUACUAUUUUUCAAAGAAAAAUGAUGAUUAACUGGUAACUCAUUUUUUCUAGCUUGUUAAUAUUAGUAAUGCUACAUAGUAAAUAUUCAGUAUAUUAAGUUAAUUACUAGUAAACAAGCUAAUAAAAGGGGUAUUAAAAAGCAUGGAUAAGUUUCCUGGCGGUUUUUAACUAAAUCUUUAAGGUUUAAAUCUUUAAGGCUAAAUCUUUAAAAAAAGGCUAAAUCUUUAAGCUCGCAUUACGUGACACAGCCUGUCAUUUACAGGACAAUAAUCCAACAGCAAUAUAGAUAUAAUCACCUAGGGACUGCUCUCUAUACAGAAAGAUAGAAGCGAAUGCCACAUAUCUGUCUGACUCAUGAGUUGCUUACUGCCUUCUCUGGGGUAAAGUGGAAGCCCAGCACUGCUCUUGUCAGAAAACAGGGGUUUAUUUCAUGCUUAAAAUUCAAAAGCAAAAGAUUGUGGGAGUCCAUGAAGGGUGGCAUUUUCAAUCCAUUUAAUUUCACUGUUGUUUCAUGGGAUGUUACUGUAAUUGAUUAUCCAUAUGUAUCACAGAGUCAUUCCUCACUAAUACCAAAUUGUUGUCUUAAUGAGGCACUGUAUUGAGAUGAGUUUUAAUUAAUAAAAUUAAAAUAAUCAGACAAUGAAUGGAGAAAAUUCCACUCCAGCGCACAACAUUUAUAUUACAUACUUUUUUUAUGGGCAGUGCUGCAAUAGCUGCUAAGAAAUGAUAUUGUAUUCUGUUAUCCUGUUCAGCAGUAGCACUUAGAGUCCUUGCAAGAUUUGUGAUUUUCCUUAGCUUCCUCAAAUAAUCCACAAAUAACUGAACUCUUCUUGCUGUGAAGAAAAUCUCAACUACUGCAACUAUUCCUAUAUGAAAACAUCAGAAAGAACUGGAUGAUUCUGGAUACAUGUUUGAGGCUAGAAGUUUCUAAUCUCUUUAUAUUUCCCUUGUUUUUUCUAAAGAUUUCGUGUGUUUGGGGUAAGCUCAUUUCAUUGCCUUUGACAUUUAUUUGCUAGAGCUAAACAACCUCUAAAAUUAAGGUCCUGUUUUGCUAGUACUACUAAAACCACAGGGAGCCCAGCAGAAUACAGGCAAAUAUCAGCGAGCGUUCUUCAGAAAAUGCCUUUCAGUACUAACAUUUCCUUUAGAUAUCAACAGCGAAUACAUUUUAUAGUUUUAGUUAUAGAAACUGAGAUCAUUAGAUCACAUCAGCAGAUCUGUUUGACUUAACAGAAAGGUAUAAACGCUAUAUUCACAUUAGCUACAGCUGGUACUGACAGGCUGGAGACAACUGGAAUUUGGAAGAGAGGAUGAUGGAUCUGUUUAUGAGUGUGCCUGUUAUUGGUCCACAUAUUCAUAGUUGGGGCAUAAUUUUUUCCCUGUUUGUAGGUUGUUUUUCUUUGUGGCUGGUUUAGACUCAGGACAGUGAUGUUUCUAAAUGCAAAGUUACGUUCUCGUUGUGUAGUCAUAACAACCAACGUUGAGCUGCCCUUGAAACCUUCUCACCAUGCCCCUUUAUUUUUAAGCCCUUGAUGCACUGCACUGUGUAUGCUGACCUGCAAUGAAAGGAAAGCAAAAAUUUAAAAUUCUUCUGAACUCAGGUACCCAUGCAGAUCAUCUCUGUGUGUACAUCUUAUUAGGGCAAUGCAAAAAUAAGGUAAGUCUUAAAAUAGCAACUACAGAGACUCUAAUAACAGCUAGCAGUUAAUCUGUAUAAGACGACUUUCCAUUGUAACACCAACAAAGUUUCAGUAAAGACAAGCAGCAUCAUUUAGGUUGUGUUACAUGCCACAAAGAUUAUAAGCAGAAUUUUUUUCUACUAUAAUCCCUGCAAUUAAAGCCUAUAUUUAAAGCAAUUACAAAAGCAUUUUUUUUGCACAUUUACUAUGAUGUGGAUAUAUUCCUAGACCAAAGUAUGGAAUUACACACCUCAUAAGAAUAUUUUCUUUUCCUUAUAUUUCUGGUUUGUUGGGUUUACUUCUAUAAAAGCUUACCAUUAACAUCCCACUUUAUCACAGUUAAUCUCUGAGAAGCUAUGCCUAUGCAGAGGUGAAAGUAAAAAUAUCUCUUAUCUGUGCUGUGAACUAGUUCUGGGCCUGAAACACUGAAGUGGUUUUUUAGAACUAAAAAUAAACUUCUGUCGAGCACAACUCUGUACAUUUCCAUGAUAUCUUGAGUGAGCUGUUUCUUGACAAGGUGAUAUUCUCAAAAUAAAAGUAUUGAUGCCCAACAAGUAAACAGUGAAUCCAAAAAGUCAUUUCUGUUGCUGAAAGAUCAUAAUGAUAAGUAUAAGAGAGCUGAUGUUUCAGAUCACAACAGUCCUUUUAAUCUUAUAUCGUAUUUUAUCGGAUUUUUCAAAGAACGAUGCAAAAUAACUGUAGUAGGUAAUUGAACAAAAUAAAACAAAAAAAAAAGUCUUUUGAGUAUUUCCUGAAUAAAUGAACUAUUAUCUUGUCUAUCAGUUCUAUCUAUUCUCUUAAUUUAUUUUUAAUGUUGCUAGGUGCCUGAGUCCCAUUG